Myzus persicae (green peach aphid) is the source of this 2228-nucleotide messenger RNA. RefSeq lists its product as uncharacterized. NCBI's taxonomy places the organism in Eukaryota, Metazoa, Arthropoda, Insecta, Hemiptera, Aphididae. The record is from RefSeq and is a predicted model, not a curated record. Bases 83 to 394 code for a protein of 103 amino acids. The transcript has 2 exons.
AUGUCAACUGAUGUAAUUCUGUGUUUGACGAUUUUGUUUUAAAAAUUAAAUAUAAUUUAAAUUACUUUACCUGACUUCAACCAUGAACAAUUACACCAAAUAUAUUUUGGCUUUUAUAUUAAUCACAGGACCAGGAUUGAUUGUGUCCGUGCAUGCUGCGUUAUGCGAUCCAAUGAUCGCCCCCUGUGGAGUGGGCAGUUGUAUGCCGUGCAAUUUGGGGAAAAAGGAACCCGUGGAACAAAACGACUGCACGGAUUCGAAUGGAUGUCCGGAAAUUACCAAAGUAAAAAUCGAACCACCUUUCGUGGAGUAUGCACCGUUGUAUCAACCAUCCGCUAAGUGUUUGUUAUGUUUCUGGAAAAUUAAUGGAUUUUUUUGGUACAAUAAUGUAUAAGCCACAGUAUUUAUUGUACAUUAACUUUAUAUUUACUCCAUAAUCUAUAAAUUAUAUAUUUUUUAUCAUCUUAAAUAUAUUCUUAAAUAUUAUAUUUUACACUAGAAUAAUGCUAGUAUAUUGUACUCACCUAUGUAAUAUGUAUUAAGAUUUAAGACUAAACAUACUACAUAGGUAACAAUUGACAAAGUAUGACAAUAUUUUUAUCAUUAAUAAAAUGUUAACACUACCGUAACUAUUAGACCUCAGCUGGCCGUAAACAUUUAAAUUUGGUUCUCGUAAUACUUAUUCGGCUACUCUUCCUCUUUCUCACUCAAGGCUGUGAGUCCAUUCUGUAUAGUCAACCUAAUGUUCUUCAAUUAUCAUAUUAAUAAGUAUACAAAUUAUUUUAAAUGCAAAAAAAAACGAAGAAACCAAAAUAUAAUUAAGAGAAAGACUCAGUAGUCGUUUAUUAUUGCGUAAUUAUCCAUUAUUAUUAUAAUGAAUAGAGAUCGAACUAAUUUUUCAACACUCACACAUUUAUUUAUUAUAUCACGCUUGUCUCAAUUUAUAUCAAUUCUAAUAAUAUCUUGCAAACCUUAAUUUAAUGAUCAAUACCAUUGUAUAUCACAAGAUAUCUUACAUCAUGCACUUUUGUGUACAGUUGCUAUUUUCACAUCAAAUCAAAAUAUUCACCUAAUUUGUUAUUAUUUUUUUGAAGUAGUGCUUUUAAAUCAGAUUUUAUUAUAUACAAAAAUUUGAUAACAUCCAAUAAUGGUCUAAUAGUGGAUAUAGUAUUCAAAAUAAUAUAUUAUUAGUAUUAAAUAUUAAAAUAUUGUUAUUAUUUUAUUUAUUUUUAUUAGUGCUAAUUUAGAAGCUUAGUUCCGAACCAUAUAGUUUAUUGUAAAAAAUAGGUGUAUAAAUAAGAUAUCUGUACAUUAUUUGCUUUUUGGAUGAGAUUCUAUGUUUUUAAUCUUACUUUAUGGCGAUAAUGAGCUUUUGGUUUUGGAAUUAUAAAUAAGUGAUUAUUGACUUAUUAAGUAUACCUACCUAUUAAUAUUUAUUUGAUGUAUCAUGUAUAAUGUAUAAUCAACUGCAGUGUUAGGAUUUAAAACCACUCUGUUGAUUUCUACACUAAAUUUAUUCAACUUUUAAUAACUUUUUCGUAAUACUGACAUUCAAAUAAUUAUUUAGGUUCAUAACCUUUUCAAAGUGGGAUAACCACCCUAAUAUUUUUGUUUUUCUGAAUUAUAUGGUUCAAAUAAGAUGAUAUACCUACCUUCAAGCCACCAUUGAGUCUGUAAAAUAUUAAAAUCAUAGAUCCCUUAAUUUCUAGUGCUUAAAUCUUUGGUCACUGACAUUUGCAAUAAAUGUAUUGCUUCAUUGGGCACACAAAUAAUUAUAUUAGCCCUUGUAGAACCUCUGGUGAACUUAAAAGUAACUAGAUGAUUGGUCAAAUACUCAAAUUUAAUAAAUUGAUAAUAUUUAUAUUUUUAAAUGAUUGUUACCAAUUUAUGGAUUAAUUGUUUGUACUAUUUGAUAGCAUAGACAUUUAUACAAAAAAAAAUGGAUAACUGUUGUUUAUUAUAGUGUUUUCAACUGAUUUCUUAAAAUAAUUUUUCAGAAACUAUUAAAAAAUCAACAUAGGUCUCAGCUCACCAAUUUAAAUUCACAACAUUGUUUGUAAAGUUAUACUCUUACAGUAUUUCAAUAAAUCUGAAAAGUCAUAUUUUACAACACUGCAGUAUUACACAUAAAAGCAAACAUGUUUAUAAUUACUAAGAAAGUAUAUGUUUAACAAUAUUAUUUAAGUUUUUUUUUUUUAGUAUUCCAGAUUUUGUAUUACCAUUUUUUA